AUGUGCACAUUUAAUAGUAAGUCAGAAAAAAUUUACAAGAAUGUUAUGCAGGAUGUAUUAGACGAUUUGUGUGGGAAAAAACUAGAUAAUUAUUAUUUUUUAAUAAAUAAAAGAGAAGUAACUCCCAAAUAUUUUUCAUUAAGCAAAAUAACUUUUAGGAAUGAACUUAUACUCAACUUAAAGAAUGAUCUUAAAGAAGAAGAAUGUUUUGGUUUAAUUUUUAAUAAUUCGGAAGUAUUACAUAAAAAGUCGAAAAAAAAAAUAAAAGAAGAUCAAUUAAUAGAAAAAUUGAAGUCAUCAAAUUUUAUGAUAUCCAAUGAAAAAAUUAUAGAAAAAUUAAAUAUUUUAUUAAAAUUCAAUAAAAACAAAAGUGACAUAACUAUAAAAGAAAAUAAUCUUCAUUCAUUACAAAAUUCAUAUUCCUUUUAUGAUGAUAUAUUUUCCAAAGACUUCUACACAACUGAAGAUAAUUAUGAUUUUCAAAUUUCUAAACAGCUAAAUGGUUUAUAUAUCUUAUCAUUAUGCAAAUACAGUAAUUUCUUUUUUAAUAUAUUGAAUGAUUUAAAAGGUAGCAAUGAUAAAAAUUUCAAACUAUUAAUUAAAGAAAAUGUAAAAAUUGAAUAUGAUCAAAGAUUAAUAAAGGCUGACACAUCAGGAAAAAAAAAAAGAAAUACUAUUUUUAUCAAUGAAAAUAUGACUAUUUUACAGAUCAUUUAUAAAAAUAAACCUUAUAAAAUUAGAAGUAAAAUAAAAGGUUUUCACUGUGACAUCAACGAAAAUCUUAUUGCAAACCCCCAUAUCUUAUUUAUGAGUAUAAAAGAUUCAUGGAUACUUAUUUUGAAACACACAAAUCAGGAUUUACAAAAAUGUAUAACCCCAGAUGAAUAUCAACAAGAACGAAAAGAUUUAAUAUAUCAAUAUAACAUUCUCUUUGACUCUUUUGAAAAAAGUUCAUUAUAA
Plasmodium malariae is the source of this 960-nucleotide messenger RNA. Its product is annotated as conserved Plasmodium protein, unknown function. NCBI's taxonomy places the organism in Eukaryota, Apicomplexa, Aconoidasida, Haemosporida, Plasmodiidae. The transcript has a single exon. The record is from RefSeq and is a predicted model, not a curated record. Gene Ontology annotation, cellular component: nucleus. Bases 1 to 960 code for a protein of 319 amino acids.